Messenger RNA from Hippopotamus amphibius kiboko, 1259 nucleotides. RefSeq names its product exosome component 3 (gene EXOSC3). Gene Ontology annotation, molecular function: RNA binding. Gene Ontology annotation, biological process: exonucleolytic trimming to generate mature 3'-end of 5.8S rRNA from tricistronic rRNA transcript (SSU-rRNA, 5.8S rRNA, LSU-rRNA); U4 snRNA 3'-end processing; nuclear polyadenylation-dependent rRNA catabolic process. The record is from RefSeq and is a predicted model, not a curated record. The transcript is spliced from 4 exons. Gene Ontology annotation, cellular component: cytoplasmic exosome (RNase complex); nuclear exosome (RNase complex). Lineage: Eukaryota; Metazoa; Chordata; Mammalia; Artiodactyla; Hippopotamidae. The coding region runs from base 175 to 1002 and encodes 275 amino acids.
AGCCGGCUAGAGACAACCACCGCCGCCUUGAGGCAACCCGCCGGCCCAGAGCUCUCAGGCUUCCCAACGGCUUCAACCCCCACAGGCCUGUGCUGCCGGAAACGGAAAGCCUUGGGCUGACUGGCGGUUGGGCGCGGAGCCGGAAGCCGGAAACUGCGUGUGGUGACGCCCGCGAUGGCGGAGGCGGCGGCUGUGGCUGCGGAAUCCCAGGCAGGCUGCAGGGCUCGGGCGGCGCGUGCGGUGCUAGAUCAGGUGGUGCUCCCGGGUGAGGAGCUGCUGCUGCCUGAGCAGGAGGACGGAGAACGCCCCGGAGGUGCAGGGGAGCGACCGCUGCGCCUGAAAGUCGGGAUGCGUUCCCGGGGGCGUGUUGUGUGUGGCCCGGGCUUGCGGCGCUGCGGGGACCGGCUGUUGGUCACCAAGUGUGGACGCCUUCGUCAUAAGGAGCCCGGCAGUGGCAGCGGCGGUGGCGUUUACUGGGUGGACUCGCAGCAGAAGCGGUAUGUCCCAGUGAAAGGAGACCACGUGAUUGGCAUAGUGACAGCUAAGUCUGGAGAUAUAUUCAAAGUUGAUGUUGGAGGGAGUGAGCCAGCUUCUUUGUCUUACUUGGCAUUUGAAGGUGCAACUAAAAGAAACAGACCAAACGUGCAGGUUGGAGAUCUCAUCUAUGGCCAAUUUGUGGUUGCUAAUAAAGAUAUGGAACCAGAGAUGGUCUGUAUUGACAGCUGUGGACGAGCCAAUGGAAUGGGUGUGAUUGGACAGGAUGGUCUGCUUUUUAAAGUGACUUUGGGCUUAAUUAGAAAGCUGCUAGCUCCAGACUGUGAAAUCCUACAAGAAGUGGGAAAACUCUACCCACUGGAGAUAGUAUUUGGAAUGAAUGGAAGAAUAUGGGUUAAGGCAAAAACCAUUCAGCAGACUUUGAUUUUGGCAAACAUUUUAGAAGCUUGUGAACACAUGACAGCAGAUCAAAGAAAACAAAUCUUCUCCAGAUUGGCAGAAAGUUGAUCUGUGUGGGCUUUUUUUUACAGGUCAAUUGAGCCAAGAGACUCUGGGUUUCCUGAGGGAAAUGUUUCUCAGGUGAACCUCUCCCCAUUAAAUCUUCAGAAGACAAGAUGUGAAUGUACAUAUUGUCUUAUUAGAGUCCUAUAUAAACUAUUUUUAUAAAAAAGUUACUGGUUGCCACCCAUGUUCUUGUGGGUAAGAAAAAUCAUAAAGUAAUGAUGUUUUUUGUUUUUUACAAUAAAGUUUACUAAAAGUUACUA